GAAAGGACAUACAAUAACUAAGAGAACCGAACAUCAGUUUUGGGCUAAAUUUGCAGAGAAGAUGGAAGGCGAAGGGGAAGAGCAGACAUCAAUAUGGAACAAAGAAACUGUACCAAAAGUGAUGAAAAUAGUGAGCACAAGGCUUGCUCAAAGAGACCUCAUCUCUCUCCUCCUUCUCAGCCCUUGGAUUCACCGCACUCUCAUUUCCUACCCUUCUCUUUGGCUUUCUAUUGAUCUACGUGAGAUGAAUAAUGCUGGAGAUCGACUCAUAGCUGCGCUUUCACUGCCAAGAUACCAGCAUGUGAAACAAAUAAGCCUUGAAUUUGCACAAGAUAUAGAUGAUGAUCAUCUAGAAGUCAUUAAGAGCAAGUGUUUGGGAUCUCUUCAAGACCUUGAGUCUUUAAAUCUGAAUGGCUGCCAAAAGAUAUCUGACAAAGGAAUUGAAGCUAUAACCAGUUGUUGUCUUAAAUUGAAGGUUUUUUCUAUUUAUUGGAAUGUAAGGGCCGCUGAUGAAGGUGUGAAGCAUCUGGUGAAGAACUGCAAAUAUAUAGUUGAUUUGAACUUUAGUGGCUGUAAGCAUUUAUCAGACAAAAGUUUGCAAUUAGUAGCUGACAAUUACCCCGAGCUGGAGUCUUUGAAUCUGACGAGGUGUGUCAAGAUGACAGAUAGUGGCUUGCAACAAGUAUUUGUCAAGUGCUCCUUUCUCCAAAGUUUAAAUCUUUACGCACUCUCCAGCUUCACAGAUGAAGCUUACAAGAAGAUAUCUGUUCUAUCUCAUCUAAAAUUCCUAGAUUUAUGUGGUGCCCAGAAUCUCUCGGAUGACGGACUUUCCUGUAUAGCUAAAUGCAAGAAACUUGUGUCUCUCAAUUUAACAUGGUGUGUACGAGUCACUGAUGUAGGGGUCAUAGAUAUUGCUGAAAGUUGCACAUCCCUUGAAUUUCUCAGUUUGUUUGGGAUAGUUGGGGUAACUGACAAGUGCCUUGAGGCCCUUUCCAAGUCGUGCGCAAAUACGAUGACGACUCUUGAUGUUAAUGGAUGUAUUGGUAUUAAGAGACGGAGCCGCGAUGAUUUACUUAAGUUGUUCCCAUAUCUGAGAUGCUUCAAAGUGCAUAGCUGAUCUGAUGGUAUGCUAAGUUUGCAAGAGUAACAUCAAAAUGAUGAUGCAUUCUUCAAAGGGGGGGAGGGGGGGAUUAUGUAGCAUAGGCCUCUGGUAUUAAAUAGAGAAUUAAUCGCAUUGCCUUGUUGUAGACAUGUAAAUUAAUUAUAAUGAUGACAGUAGAACUGCUUUUACUGGAGUGAGGCCUCAAUUGAAUUUAGGAAUAGGAAAGGAAAAAUGACAAAUUUUCUGAACCUUUACCCAAGUCUGUUGCUGCAUUUUAAUUUCUACAUGAAUUGUAUCUGACUGCCUGUGAUUCACAUUUGACAGUACUCAUCAAUGGAAAUACUUUUGUUUACAGUUUUAA
Molecule: messenger RNA, 1463 nt
Organism: Gossypium raimondii (Peruvian cotton)
Lineage: Eukaryota; Viridiplantae; Streptophyta; Magnoliopsida; Malvales; Malvaceae
Product: F-box protein At3g58530
Exons: 12
Coding region: 62-1117 (351 amino acids)
Biological process (GO): SCF-dependent proteasomal ubiquitin-dependent protein catabolic process
Cellular component (GO): SCF ubiquitin ligase complex
Molecular function (GO): protein binding
Source: RefSeq, a predicted model, not a curated record